This is a messenger RNA of Cornus florida, 1272 nucleotides long. Its product is annotated as F-box protein At5g07610-like. Bases 1 to 1272 code for a protein of 423 amino acids. Gene Ontology annotation, molecular function: protein binding. The transcript has a single exon. Lineage: Eukaryota; Viridiplantae; Streptophyta; Magnoliopsida; Cornales; Cornaceae. The record is from RefSeq and is a predicted model, not a curated record.
AUGGCUUCUAAAAAUAGAAGGUGCCGGAAUGCUCUGCCUCUGGGACGGUCUGAAGAGAUCUCCACCGCCGCUGAAUUCAACAACGGCAAUGAGGACCUGGUGGUGGAGAUCCUUCUCCGUCUGCCGUCAAAAUCCCUCAUUCGAUUCAAGUCAGUCUCUAAAUCAUGGUUCUCUCUCAUUUCCAGUCAUCGUUUCUCUCUCCUCCUCUGCCAAUUACAACACCAACGACAUCCCAAAAUCUCCGGCCUUUUCUUCACCUGUAGAUCUCGAACCGAAAUCAAAUACAUUCCUCUGAUGGACUCCUCCUGUAAUAGCAAUGGUGGAGAGUGCAAGUCUCCAGCCCAAUUUCCAGAUUUUAGUGCUGGUGGUGACUCCUGUAAUGAUUUCAGUGGUGGUGGUGAUAGAUAUAGAUACAUAUAUGGUAUGGUGACACCCAUUGUAGACUCCUGUAAUGGUUUUCUAUUCUGCUGUUUUACCAAGCGAGGUAGGUACAGUUACCACAUUUAUAAUCCUUCGACCAAAAAAUUCACUACUCUUCCCUGGCCUUUUUUCCGCACAACUUUUUCAGCUGAACUUGCAUAUUUGGCUUUUGAUCCUUUGAAAUCACCUCACUACAAAGUUGUUUACCUUCAAAGAUUACCAAGUGAGGAUAAGCUGGUCAACUUGUAUCAAAUACAUAUUUAUUCGUCGAAGACCAAUGAGUGGUGGAGACCCUUUGAUGAUCCUUUCUCGGCACCAACCGUGGACUUCGAGAAUAGUGGAGUCUACUGCAAUGGUUCCAUCCAUUGGAUUUCCAUCUGCGCAGGACAAACUUCCAUAUAUUUUGAUGUUGAGCAAGAAAGAUUGUGCCCAAUGCUAUCUCCACCAUUUCGGAUUGCUUAUAAGUUUCGGCAUUUUGGGGAGUCUAGAGGACAUUUGUAUCUUACUGAGUAUAGUGAUACCAUGUUUAAUGUGGAGGUCUCGGAUAUGGAAAGUGAUUAUUCCAAGUGGUCAUUGAAGUACCGAAUUAACCUUAACUCCAUGGUUGAUUUUGUAUCCCAGGAGAUGAUCGUGCGUGGCGAAGUUUCUGUGCUUAGUUUGAUUCACGGAAAAGAUGGAGAUGUGUUUUUGGUGCUAUUUGUAGGCACCAAUAUGAUCAUCUCCUACAACAUUAAGGACAACUCUUUUAAGAAACUUCAUGAUGUAGCACACUAUCCUGGUUCUUCCUUUGUGCUUUUGUAUUCUAAUCACUGUGGUGUCCAUAGAUAUAUUGAGACACUCUUUCCUGUUUAA